GUCUUCGCAUCCAUCAAUGCUAUGUGCUUAUCAUCGUUAUUAAUAGCGCGUACGACUCGCAAUUGAUCGCCGGAUUAAAUCAUACGUAUUAAUUCAUGCUCGUCAUCGCUUUUUGUCGUAUUAUAUCGCUGUAUAUUUUUGGCAGCUGACAGAGGAAUCCCCGAAAGAACAAUACGACGCAUUCUCGCGUCGCACUAGUUUCCGUUAUCGCGCAUUACGGGCCGCGUCAUACGAAACCUGUAAUCUUUCCCUAGCGAUUUCCUUUGACACGCGACUACAACGAUCACGGGAUCGCCCGUGAUCGAAAGGAAAGUUUUAGUCGGACCAUGUCGGAAAGCGACAGUUUCUUCUCAGAACGAACGGUCCGCUUGGGUGGGGAAAAUCGAUAGGAAAAGGCGAGUUCAAAGUGCCGAGGAAGAAGAGUACGUAGUACGGUAGUGUUACGGUAGUAGUACGGCGUGCCGUUUAACGGAUCUCCCUCGGCGUGCCGAACGAGCCGACGAUUAUCAUCGACGUAUCGCCGACGGCGAUAACGACGACGACAAAGACGACGACGAGACGCGGUGAUGUUAGAACGGAGAUGUUCCCGGGAGAAUCUCAUUGGGUCUCGAUGAGGGCUGCCGCGAGUACGGUGGGAAAGCAGCGUCCGCGUCGCGUGUCAUACGGCAACAGCUGUGCAGGGGAUCGCGCGAGAAGAUGUUGAGGAUGUCCGACGGCUCCUGACGACGGCCCGCGACACGAGGCGAGACGCGCGGCGUGGCUAGGCGAGGCGCAGACGGAGGCGAAAGCAAAAGCGGAGAAGGCGGAGCCCGCGAGUGCCAGGUCGAUCCUGCGGGGAUCAGCGCGUUACUGGAAAAUGACUGCCGGUGCUCGACGACUGCUGGUGCGCGUCCUCUGCGUGCUCCUCUGCCUGUCGUUACGGCCGGACCGCGCGGACUCCACUCACAUCACCGGCACGUUCGACACGCGGGAGUUCUUCCGGUUCCUCAUCAAGUUCGGCUUCCAGAAGACCGACCGUCACCGGCAGAAGGACUCGUACGGCUACAUAUUCGGCAAUGUUACAGCGAGGUCGGACUUCGACGUGCCAAUCACCCUCGCGAUACUCGACCGCGGCCACUUCCUCGAGUACUACGGUAAUCGCACAUUGACGGACAAGAGCGCCGCGUGCGCUUAUAUGUUUAAUACGCUGAAGAAGAGUUCCUAUGAUCCGGACUGCAAUGAGGAGGGUCAGGAUUUCCUGAGGCGAGUCCCGUGUCCCCGAGAUAAAUUGUGUCCGGAUGAAGACUCGGUGUGGAAUAUCGUGAAGGGACAUCAAUUCACAUAUGUUAUACAAGAUUUUUGGCAGCCACGAUUUUGGUAUAUGAGCCUGGUUGCCUGCUACAGAAACAAGACAACCUGCCAAUGGGAGUAUUACAGCAAGCACGACGAGUUGAAGUAUGACAUCUGGCUGGUAAACGGCAACCCAAACGUCAGUGGCCUAAACAGUUUGACUUACCAAUUUUCGUACGACAGACAAAAUACCAUCGAAUUGUACUUGCUGUUUUUCGUAUGUUACAUCAUAUUAGUGCCACUACAGCUGUAUGCAGUGAGAUUGCAAAAGCAUCCUGUAACAAGAUUGUUCACUGCUAGUUUAUUACUAGAAUUUGUGGCUAUAUGUUUAAUCUUGAUACACGUGUUGAAAUUUGCACUGGAUGGAGUGGGCUACGAGCAAUUAGAAGUUGCAGGUGAUAUUUUUGAUAUCUUGUCACGGACAUCCUUUAUGUUAUUAUUACUCCUACUUGCCAAAGGAUGGGCAGUAACAAGAAUGGAAUUAACAUGGAAGCCACUGGUGUUUGCUAUAUGGUUUUGUUAUGGAGUUGUGCACAUCUUAUUAUAUGUAUGGAAUAUGACAGAGGUUGACAUUAUCGAAGAUAUAGAUGAAUAUCAAACUUGGCCAGGAUGGUUCAUAUUGUUAUUUCGAAGUGCCAUAAUGAUAUGGUUUUUAUAUGAACUUCGAAACACCAUGACAUACGAGCAUAAUACUCAAAAAUUAAACUUUCUCCUUCAUUUUGGUGCAUCGUCAUUAGUUUGGUUUAUAUAUUUACCUAUUAUAGCACUUAUAGCGCUUCAAGUAAGUGCACUGUGGAGGUUUAAGCUGUUAUUAGGUAUAACAUAUUCAGCAGACUGUUUCGCUUAUUGUGUAAUGGCUCAUUUGUUAUGGCCCACUAGAAGUGAACAAUAUUUUUUACUUGCGCAAGGCGCGGAUAAUGGUGAUGAACUCGAUGAAUUCAACGAAGCGCCGCAUGUAUUAAAUAAUUAUGUAGAACCGCCGGAACUCGGUAGGCAUAUAUAUAAAUAAUAAUCACAUACAAAUGCAGAAAGAGCACCUUUAUAGAAUUCUUCCAAUUUUAUUCAAAUAAGAUUACAUGUGUUUUGCACAUUGUUGGACAAAUAUAAAUACUUUGUAUAAAA
Molecule: messenger RNA, 2451 nt
Organism: Pogonomyrmex barbatus (red harvester ant)
Lineage: Eukaryota; Metazoa; Arthropoda; Insecta; Hymenoptera; Formicidae
Product: transmembrane protein 145
Biological process (GO): response to pheromone; G protein-coupled receptor signaling pathway
Source: RefSeq, a predicted model, not a curated record